This is a messenger RNA of Rhodamnia argentea, 1800 nucleotides long. Its product is annotated as SNF1-related protein kinase regulatory subunit gamma-like PV42b. Lineage: Eukaryota; Viridiplantae; Streptophyta; Magnoliopsida; Myrtales; Myrtaceae. The transcript is spliced from 4 exons. The coding region runs from base 1 to 1407 and encodes 468 amino acids. The record is from RefSeq and is a predicted model, not a curated record.
AUGGCUCCCGAAAAUUUUGCAACAGCAGCUGUUGUAAGCUUGUAUCUCGCUCUCUUUUCCCUGCAACGGCCCACGUGGCAAAAGCUGUACGAUUUUGAAGUGUCACGCCCAAGUCUCUUCGACACGUACAACAUAAAAGAAUUGCAAAGCCUCCGCACGCUGCUAUGUUCUUCAACCUUCUCGCGAGCUCCUUCAAUUCCACUCCAUGUGCCCACACGACACUCGCAAACUCGACCAAAACCCACCACCACCACCAAAACGAACAUGCAAGCAAUCGCGCGACAGAGCCCCAACGGUUCAUCAUCCUCCACGGCCAAGCAACGCCUGAUAGAACGGCGAGUCAGAGACCUGAUCCUGCACAAGAGUCAGCUCGUGGACGUCCCCCACACGGCGUCGCUCACCGAGACCAUGAACGCACUUGUCACCAACCGCGUGUUGGCGGUGCUGGUGGCUGCGCCGCCAGGGCGCUGGAUCGGGGCAGGCGGGUCCAUGAUCAUGGAGGCCGGCCAGGAGACCGGCACCGUAAGGAAGCAGUACAUAGGAAUAGUGACCAUGCUUGAUAUACCGGCUCACAUAGGAGGAGAUGAUGAUGGUGUUGAGAAAGCAAGUGAUGACCAGAGCGAUUUAGAGAAGAAGAUGGCCACCCCGGUUUCGGCCAUCAUCGGGCAUAAUCUUGAAGGGCUCAGUCUCUGGACAUUUAAUCCUAAUACUAGCAUCCUGGAUUGUAUGGAAGUGCUUAGCAAAGGAAUCCACAGAGCCCUAGUGCCAAUAGACAGCCGCAUUGAGAAUAUUCCAGGAGUCGAGCUAGUGGAGUCUGCCCCUUCCUAUGGAAUGCUUACUCAAAUGGACGUGGUCCGGUUCUUGAAGGACAAUUCCUCUGAGAUGGAAGGCAUUGUAACGUGCUCCAUCAGGGAAUUAGGGGCCAUCAGUCGGAAUGUUUAUGCGAUUACAGACCGAACCAAAGUUUUCGAGGCCAUCAAGUGCAUGAGGGCCGCUAUGAUUAAUGCUGUUCCCAUAGUUGCUUCGGAGGAAUUUGAGCAUGAUCACAGCCAGCUUUUGGAUCUAGAAGGCCAGGGUCGGAAGCUGAUGGGCACAUUUUCGGCGACUGAUCUGAGGGGGUGUCACUUGGCCACGCUGCGAUCCUGGUUGUCCACGAUGGUGCUGGACUUCACCGAGAAGAUCUCGAAGAGCCCAUUAUACACCGCAGCCGCCCCCGGCGAGGGCGGCACGAGGCUGAGAGUGCACAUGACGUGCACCGACGGGUCGUCCCUCGUGGAAGCAAUGGACAAGGCUGUGGACAAUCACGUGCAUAGGGUCUGGGUCGUGGAUGAGCAGGGGUUGCUCACCGGCGUCGUUUCCCUCACCGGCAUGAUCCGAGCGUUGAGGGUUGCAAUCCUGUCCGCUUAGAGCGCGUAUGAUCAAAGACAAGAAAAGUACGAGGAGUAAAGACAAGGAUGUGCCAAAAAUUUCUAAGGUCAUGGUCUCCAUCAUUAGCGCUUUAAUUAGUCGGUUUUGAUAAUAAUCACACUACUUCAUUAGGCUAUGAGAUAAUUUUAAAUGAAAGAUCGAGCUGAGGAGGUCUGGAAUUUUUGCUUGUGAAACGAGAGAUGUCGAGGCAAUUUUCUUACCAAAAACACGACCGGAGGUUGCUCCAUGUGAAGCUGAGAUGGGUGGUGUAAAGAUCCCACGCAUUCGUGCCGUGUCGCCAACGUCGUUCGUUUGAAUUUAAUGUUACCUGCUCCAUUAAAUAAAAGGCGCAGUUAGUGCCGAUUUGUUUGUUGAUUUGUCUCAAAACGUACG